Molecule: messenger RNA, 1359 nt
Organism: Colletotrichum abscissum
Lineage: Eukaryota; Fungi; Ascomycota; Sordariomycetes; Glomerellales; Glomerellaceae
Product: exopolygalacturonase
Exons: 7
Coding region: 1-1359 (452 amino acids)
Biological process (GO): carbohydrate metabolic process
Molecular function (GO): polygalacturonase activity
Source: RefSeq, a predicted model, not a curated record
AUGCGGACUACCUCUUUGGCUCUAUGGGCCGCCGCCCUUGGCCUGAUGUCGAUUGUUUCCGCCCAGGAUGAGCUUCCCAAGCGCCCUAAGGUUGAGCCCGCUCCGUUCAACACCGGAAGGGCCAUGCCAUUUUCGCCUCCCAGAGACAAAGACCGCUAUUGCUACGUUAAGCCGAGCUGCACCGAGGGCAAGGACGACGCGCCGAAGAUCCUCAAAGCCUUCAAGGAAUGCAACGACGGCGGCACGGUGGUGUUCGACAAGACCUACCUCAUUAGCUCGCCGUUGGAUCUCACCUUCUUGAAGCACAUUGACGUAGUAAUUACCGGCGACAUCCAGUUCAAUGAUGACCCCCUCUACUGGGCCGACAACAGUUUCAAGUUCGCUUUCCAGAACCAGUCAGUCUUUUGGAAGUUUGGCGGCGAGGAUAUCAACAUCUAUGGUGAUCUUGGGAACGAUAAGUCUGUCAUUGAUGGUCGCGGUCAGGCAUACUGGGAGGCCAUUCAGACCAACAGUAGUCUCUUGAGGCCCAUGUUGUUCUCUUUCGACGGAGCGAAGGGGGCGACAAUGUCACACCUUCGGAUGCGCAACCCUCCCAACUGGUUCAACCUGAUUGCGAACAGCACCGAUGUCAUUAUCAGUGAUAUGGAUCUUAAAGCCCAGAGUCAAAAUGGUGUCAAGAUCGCCAACUCGGAUGGUUGGGAUACUUAUCGGUCCGAUCGCAUUGUGAUUCAGAACUCAGUGAUUAUCAACACAGACGACUGUGUGUCCUUCAAACCAAACAGCACCAAUGUUGUCGUCCAGAACCUGGAUUGCACUGGCUCACACGGCAUGAGCGUUGGCUCCCUGGGCCAGUACAAGGGCGAGACCGACAUCGUCGAGAACCUCUACAUCUACAACACAACCAUGGCCAACGCCAGCGAUGCCGCUCGGAUCAAGGUCUGGCCAGGUAUUGAGACUGCUUUCCAGACACUUCUGAACGGUGGCGGUGGUCUCGGGCGUGUCAGAAACGUCACGUAUGACCUCUUCAAGAAUACCAACAAUGAUCGGGCUAUUACGAUCACGCAAUGUUACGGCCAAAAGAACCAAACACUCUGCGAAGAAUUCCCGGCCAACCUUACAAUUUCUGACAUCACUCUGAAGAACAUCUACGGCACGGUUUCAACCAAGCUAGACCCGCAAGCUGGAAGCCUUGUUUGUAGUGCCGCAGACCGUUGCAGCAACAUCCGCGCCGAGAACGUCACAGUCACGGUGCCUAGCGGGAAGCCACCUGUGUACGAAUGCAAAAACCUGGACAAGAACUUGCUCCAGAUCAACUGCACGUCCGGAACAGAUGGAGAUCGUGAUACCACCAAUGGAUAG